Ornithorhynchus anatinus (platypus) is the source of this 3329-nucleotide messenger RNA. It is a transcript of the gene KREMEN1, whose product is annotated as kringle containing transmembrane protein 1. Lineage: Eukaryota; Metazoa; Chordata; Mammalia; Monotremata; Ornithorhynchidae. The transcript is spliced from 9 exons. The record is from RefSeq and is a predicted model, not a curated record. Bases 16 to 1371 code for a protein of 451 amino acids. Gene Ontology annotation, cellular component: plasma membrane. Gene Ontology annotation, biological process: Wnt signaling pathway; multicellular organism development.
CGCACUGAGCGGCCCAUGGCGCCGCCCGACGCCCCGCUGCUCCUGCUCUCCGCCGCGCUGGCGCUGGCGCUGGCCGCCCGACCCGCUCCCGAGUGUUUCACCGCAAAUGGUGCUGAUUAUAGGGGAACUCAGAACUGGACAGCCCUACAUGGAGGAAAGCCUUGUCUGUUUUGGAAUGAGACCUUUCAGCACCCCUACAACACUCUGAAAUACCCCAAUGGAGAGGGGGGUCUCGGAGAACAUAACUACUGCAGGAAUCCAGAUGGAGAUGUGAGCCCCUGGUGCUAUAUUGCCGAACACGAGGAUGGCGUCUACUGGAAAUACUGUGAGAUCCCAGCCUGUCAAAUGCCUGGAAAUCUUGGAUGCUACAGGGAUCAUGGCAACCCACCACCUCUGACAGGCACCAGUAAGACAUUCAACAAACUCACGAUUCAAACCUGCAUAAGUUUCUGUCGGAGUCAACGAUUCAAGUUUGCCGGAAUGGAGUCAGGCUACGCUUGCUUCUGUGGGAAUAAUCCUGACUACUGGAAGUAUGGGGAGACGGUCAGCACAGAGUGUAACAGUGUCUGCUUUGGGGACCAUACCCAGCCCUGUGGUGGUGAUGGCAGGAUCAUUCUCUUUGACACACUUGUUGGCGCCUGCGGAGGAAACUACACCUCUAUGACAUCGGUGAUCUAUUCUCCAGAUUUUCCUGACACCUACUCCACGGGGAGGGUUUGCUACUGGACCAUUCGGGUCCUGGGAGCAUCCCUGAUUCACUUCAACUUCACCCUGUUCGACAUCAGGGACUCGACAGACAUGGUGGAGCUACUCGACGGCUACACCCAUCGAGUCCUGGUGCGGUUCAGCGGCCGAAACCGUCCCCCUCCCUUUUUCAAUGUCUCCCUGGAUUUUGUCAUUCUGUAUUUCUUCUCUGACCGCAUCAAUCAGGCCCAGGGAUUUGCUGUCUCCUAUCAAGCUAUCAAGGGACAGUUACCUCAGGACAGACCCCUGGUUAAUCAGACCAUCACUGAGGUGAACACCGAGCAAGCCAAUCUCAGUGUCAGUGCCGCCCGAUCUUCCAAAAUCCUUUACGUCAUCACCACCAGCCCGAGUCACCCCUCUAGCACCGUUCCAGGAUGGACAGUUUAUGGAUUUGCAGCUCUUCUCAUUCUGACUGUUACAGCCAUUUUAGCAAAGAUACUUCUACAUGUCACGAUGAAGUCCCAUCGGGUUCCAGCUGCAGGGGAAUUGAGAGAUUGUCACCAGGCAGCCCCCUCAGGAGAAAUCUGGAGUAUCUUUUACAAACCCUCCAUGUCCAUCUCCAUCUUUAAGAAGAAGCUGAAGAGCCAGAGCCAGCAAGAUGAUCGCAAUCCUCUCGUGGGUUACUAGGAACCAAGUAGGUCGGUCGGCCCAGGAUGCAACGUUCCCUCACCAUUUAGGCUGCGCGGGAGAUGGUCUCUUCUCUCUCGCAGUCUCCUCCUCGAUCAGCUCCUUCCCAGCCUUCCUUUAUCCUCAGUAGGGCUCCUUGCCUGCCGAUACCACACACUGGGAAGGGUGGUAAUGCUGGUGAUUCGGAAAUUUCUCUGGACUCUGAUGGCUCUUAAACACUCUUUUCUGAUAAGCUGUCUUUAAGGUGCAUUCAGAGGUUCAAAGGUCCACCACCAAUCAGUUAUCUAGCAUCGGGAUAGGGGAGAUAAGAAUUUAGGAAGCAUCAUGGAUGCUAGAGAUGGUUUCCUCUGAUAUAAUUUUUUUGUCACCGACGUAUUAUUGAUGAUCGUUGGACAGGUAAGGUGUGUGUACUGAUCAGGAAAGUCUAUCUAAAGAAAUAACAUUCAUAGGGUAUUAAAUAGAACUUGGUUGAAGCCUCCAGGAUAUAUUUUCAUAUUUAUAUGUCAUUCUUUGCUCUCUGAGCCGUUUCAGUCCCUGUGUUCAUUAAGUUCAAGGCAGGGCACCUCUCUUUGCGUGUGUUGACAGGAAGGGUUUGUGAGGCUUUUCAUUGGAACAAUCCAGCCAGCAGUGAGAGGCUGGAAACCUCUUUAUAGCGAGGUAUAGGAAAGCUCUCUACCCAAUCCUGCAAAAAAAAAAAAAAAAGCCCAGAGAUGGAAUUAGCCUGAUGCACCUUCUCUCUCCUAGAGACGUGUCCUCUGCCUGGAAGAUUAAACCUGAGGAUCAGUGAUGCUCUGAGCAUAAGGUCUAUUUGUUUCUGUCGUAGUACCCCAACCAGGCUCUGUUUAGUGUAGGAAAUAUAAUUUUUUUUAUUAUUUGUAUUAUUAUUAUUAUCAUGGGAAUUUAGCAUUUAUGAAGCACCCUCAUUGUACAAGAUGUUGUACGAUAUAUUUAUAUGUAAGCUAUAUAUUCGCACCUGUAUUUAAUCUCUGCCUUCAGAGAGGGUCCAUUCAAAACAAAAUGGAGCACCGCACAGCUGAUCUGAUCAGAUGGAUUCCCAGUACUGCAGAGGGGAAAAACACCCUAAAGAAUUAGUGACUGUUCCAGCACUCUGGACUUUAUACUGCUCAAUCUUUCCCCCUCUCUCUCUCUCCUCCUAUGCUUGGGGUAGGUUGGAGGUAGGAAAAGAGUUAGGGCAGUUUUCUUCCCAGAGUUAAGAACAAUACAAAAUCUUAGAAUUGGCUUGAAGGGAGCAAGGUGGUUCUGGGGAGGAAUUGAAUUUAAGAUGAUCGUUGCCCUCAAGAUUGAGCGCUCCAACUGUUUUGGAGUGGAUUUUUUUUUCUCUUCCAAAUUCCAGAUGUCUGUAAGGCAUUCCUCUGCCCUUUGAAAGUUGUCCCUCUCACAGCAGCUGAAGAGAUUUCUGCUUCCAUCUCUGUGGUGGCCUGGUGUCUCCUCGGUCUCUGUGUGGGUGUCUGGAUGGUGCCAUUUGUCUGAGCAGGAGAUUUUGGCAUAUUUAGCCUUUGUGUCUGUUUCACAUCUGACCUCCUGAACAUCGAAUUUCAAGCACUUCACAUAUUUCCUCAAAUUCAGUAAGCUACUAUCUGUUGCCUCCUUGCCAAGCUGGUGACCCAUUUGUGCAUUCCAGACCCCAGGAAGAUGAAGAGAAGCAUGGAAACAGAUGGACUGUGUCUCUAGGGAGAGGUGGCCGUAAUAGGAAAGAGAGCAGGGAACAAUAGGACGAGGAAAGGUUGGAGGCGAUGGAACACCAGUGAAAUCCAAGGAAUAGUCAAGAACGAUCACGUUAUAUAGUGUGAUAGAAUUACACGGUCACCACUUCGGGCUGAGGAAUGCUUUGCAUGUGAUAGCAAAUGACACUAAGGGUAGACUUGCUCUGUAACUCGUUCUUUGAUCCAGGGGAAGGAGAUUAAUAUUGGAACAGCUGGCUCAUACUUGGGCUUCUG